Molecule: messenger RNA, 1398 nt
Organism: Colletotrichum fioriniae
Lineage: Eukaryota; Fungi; Ascomycota; Sordariomycetes; Glomerellales; Glomerellaceae
Source: RefSeq, a predicted model, not a curated record
AUGCAGCUAUCGCCUCCUGUAGAUUGGGACGUCUCCGGCACAACCCUCGAGAGGUUGAUGUUCCACCACGUCAACCGAUGUACUGUCCCGGAUUUCGGAACCGCCACACCUCUCGCCAAGUUAUGGAGCAACUACAUCCUACCACUGGGCUACUACUCCGACUCGGUAAAGCACGCCAUCAUUGCACUCGGCGUAGCUCACAGGGGAUUCCUCGAGAACCCAUACUUUGAUGAACAACCUUCCGAAUCCGCCCUAGCGUUUAACGAUCUAGCCGUGAGGCACUACCGAAAGGCUGUCUCAGAAACGAUACAGAUCAUGGCCGAUCCGUCACCCGUCAACAUUCGAAUCACGCUCAUCUGUUGUCUAGUAUUCGUUUGUUACGAGAUUGUGCGAGGUCAAUACGACAAGGCUAUCCAGCACUUGAGAGCUGGGUCCAAAGUUCUCGAGUCGCUCCACCAAGCGGCAAUAUCUAAUCAACGCGACCCCUUGUCCCUGUCAGCCUACGACAGACAGCUAGCAGACACGGUCAAGAAACACUUUGGCCAGUUGUGUGACAUCACAACCAUGUUCACAUGCGUCGGCAUGGACACCUCAAUGCUCAUUGAAGACGAGGUUGUCCCCGACCUAUCUUACUUCACACAGCCAGAACCCGAAGACGAGCGCAACACACCAUUUGAAAACGUAUCCGAAGCUCGGCACCGGCUGCACUUUGUCGAAUUGACGUUCUCAGACGCCUUUGAAGACAGCUGGUUUUGCGAAUCCGAUAACUGCUGGCACUCAGGCCCCUCGGCUUGCAAUACGCCGGAGCCUCCGCAAGAGGUGCAAGACCAGCAAAAGGCAGCGUGGGAUGAGGCAACAAGGCUUUUCGACAUUUGGUGUUGUCGCUUCGAUCUGCUGCAGGAGAAUUUGCCGGAGAUUCUGGAGCCGGCGGAUCUGAACGAGCUGAAAGCGCUUCGCUUCUCUCGCAAGAGCUGGGAGAUUUUCAACGCUCAAGAAGGGCCGUGUGCCAUGAAGAAUAGCAACAUGGCCGAAUUGCACGGGCUCGUUGACAUGGCCGAGGAGGUUGUGGCCAGCAGGGAGGGACUUCCCCGACCAAUGUUUGCUCUCGCGGCAGACAUUGUUCCCUCGCUUGCGUACAUUUGCGCCUUUUGCGACAAUGUUGACCUCGAACGGAGGAUCGUCGAUGUUCUCCGUGGCAUGAAGCGAAGGGAGGGCAUGUGGGACAGCCGGGAACUGGCGAAUCUGUAUGAUCUUGUCAUCCAGGCCAAGACUGGCAACCAGUGGAAGGACGAAUACAACUGGGAAACACUACCAAGCCUUGCGAGAAUGAUGGCAAAUCUGUCUUUGUCUGGUUCGGGUGAUCGAGCAGGACCGCCGAGUCCCUUGACUUUGCUUUGA